GAGGUGUAGACAUAUGAUUUUGCGAUGUGGCACUGAACACACGCACGCGACUCAUAACCUUGUCGCCGUCGCAGCCGCCGUCGUUGACGUGUUGGACCUGGUCGGGCAUACAAACCGUCAACGUUGCGUUGAACUUGUAGAUAAGGCACACUUGUCUCCUUCCGCGUUGAAGCUAUGUUUCUGUCGUGAUUCGUGUGAGAGAGAGCGAGAGAGAGACAGCGGUGACGACUAUUCGAUCAAGGAAAAUCGAGUAAAAUAAAGGAACACAUUCCUGACCGAAAUCUGAGAAAACAUAUUUUUAUUAGCGCGAAACCUUCGUGUCUCGAUCGUUCAAUGACGAAACAUAAAAAAUAAAAUAAAACGAAAAGGACAAGAGCGAAAAUGCUUAGAAUCACAUUGGCUGCUGGGAUAUUUUGUAUCGUACAUUUAUUGAGCAUAUGCGGUCCAGUUUCAGCAUGGGACAACGACGAAUUGGAAGUUUUCGACGUCGUCGAGGAAGUCAAUCAAAAUUUUUACGAGCUUAUGGGGAUUCCUCAGAAUGCGAAUGCUUCGGACAUCAAGAGAGCAUUCAGGAAGCUCUCCCUGCAGCUUCAUCCAGACAAAAACGAUGCAGAAGACGCUGAGAUACAAUUCAGAAACCUUGUAGCAGUUUACGAUGUUCUCAAAGAUCCUGGAAAACGGGAAAAAUACAAUGACGUAUUGGUUAAUGGACUUCCGAACUGGCGUUCAGCGGUCUAUUACUAUCGUCAUGUACGAAAAAUGGGUUUACUCGAGAUGAGUGUGAUCUUGUUCAUAGUUAUAACGAUAGGCCAGUAUUUAGUAGCAUGGGCUGCAUACUUUGAAAAAAGAUACACAUACGAACAAGUAUUAGGUAGCAAGUUGCAAAAAAUGCAAAAAAAAAAUAGAAAAGGAAAGAUGGGCGAAGUACCAGAUUUAGCAGAUAUUUUGGAAAAGAUUCCAAGUCCUAGUGUUAAGAACACACUGCCCUUCCAAUUACCGAGAUGGACGUAUGCCUCGGUGGUGGGAAUUCCAUCAGCAAUAUGCGCUAUUCGUGACUUUCUAGAAGAGAGAAAACGAAGAAAACGAGAAGAGGAGGAGGCUGCUUUAGCCUUGGAGCAAGAAGAAUCUGAGCCAGAGCCAGUAUCCCGGGUAGCCAGGCGACGUAGGGCUGCAUUUGCUCCACAGGAGCAUUCUGGAGAAAGUGUGAGUAAUGGCAGCACUGGGUUUAAAAGAGAAAACUUUCGUACGAAUAAUCACGUUUACGAGAAGCCGAAAGUUGUCGGCAGUUUGUGGACCGAUGACGAUAUUUUGGAGCUUAUCAAACUUGUCAAGAAAUAUCCAGGUGGAACACCUGAUCGAUGGGAAAAAAUAGCUGAUGUGAUGUCUCGCACGGUCAGUGAAGUAACUCACAUGGCAAAAAAGGUAAAAGACGAGGGUCUUAAGCCUGGUCAACCAAACGAGGUGCCAGGUUCGUCGGAGCUCGAACAACCAAAGAAGAUAAAAACCCGAGCUGACGAUACCAACCUUGAAUCUUCUGCCGCCUUGGACUGGAGCCAGGAGCAACAAAAAGCUUUGGAAGCAGCACUCCUGAAACAUCCCAAAUCAGCUACUUCAUUUGACAGAUGGGAAAAAAUAGCAAGCUGUGUUGAGGGUAAAACUAAAGAAGAGUGUCAGGUCCGCUAUAGACAGUUGGUUCAACUUGUCAAAAAAAAACAGCAAAAUCAGCAGACCAAUUAGUAGCAAAUCAAAUUGUCAUCUUUGGGAGAAUCUCCGACACAGAUACAUCAUGCGCAAUGGAUACCGAAUGAAUACACUUCUGUGCCCUUGUCUCGACUGAUCAAACUCUUAAACUAGAGGGAAAAUACUUCCUGCAAUUGUCCAUAAUAUCAUUUUAUCGGAUUCAAUGGAAGCAACGAAAUCUGGUAUCUUUGGUCAUCUUUGAAACUAUUGAGCAGUGUGAUACAUGAUUUAUAACCUCGUUUGUGCCACCACAACUUGACGAGUACUGUAAAUUUAUCAUGUUAUUUUGUUAUCGUCCAUCUACUAAAAAUGUAUUUAUUUAAUAAAUUUAUAACAAAUUACAAAGGUUAUUACAACUA
Messenger RNA from Venturia canescens, 2099 nucleotides. RefSeq names its product dnaJ homolog subfamily C member 1. NCBI's taxonomy places the organism in Eukaryota, Metazoa, Arthropoda, Insecta, Hymenoptera, Ichneumonidae. Gene Ontology annotation, cellular component: endomembrane system. The record is from RefSeq and is a predicted model, not a curated record. Bases 382 to 1737 code for a protein of 451 amino acids. The transcript has 6 exons.